AUGACCACCAUUAAAGGUGCCACCACGGAGCACCCACAGCCAUUGAACACGGACGGGUCAAAGGUCCCAGAUAACGAGAUUCAGCAAGAUGGUGUUCAGAUUGCUGAAGCAGUCACAACUACGUGGUCCCGCAAGCACCUCAUUAUUGCUUAUGGCAGCAUGUGGCUGGUGUAUUUCGUCAACAAUCUCAACAGCAGUCUCACCGCAAAUCUCUCCGCGUACAUUACGAGUGAAUUUUCGGAGCACUCACUAUUGACCGUGAUUUCUGUGGUAACCAGUGUCAUGGGUGCGGCAUGUUUGAUGCCCAUCGCCAAAGUCCUGAACCUUUUUGAUCGAACCGUUGGAUUUGUGAUCAUGAUUUUGAUUGCAAUCAUGGGUUUGAUCAUGAUGGCUGCUUGUGACAAUAUUGCGACUUAUUGUGCUGCACAGUCUUUUUAUACUGUUGGCCUCACCGGCGCCAUUUUCUGCAUUGACGUGAUAACCUCGGACACCUCAUCGCUUCGUGAUCGAGGUCUUGCUUAUGCCUUCACCUCCUCUCCUAGCAUGAUCACAGCCUUUUCCGGCUCCCCUUUAUCCAACCAAUUUCAUGAAACCAAUUGGCGAUGGGCAUAUGGGACGAUUUGCAUCAUUCUCCCUAUCGCUGCACUUCCUUUAAUUGUUACCUGGGAACUGGCUAAACGAAAGGCCGACAAGCAAGGUCAAUUACAAUACAAACAGAAGAUAGCGCGAUCCUGGCAAGCAAGCAUUUGGUACUACGUCAUAGAAUUUGAUGUCAUCGGAAUCUUCCUAAUGAUAGGAGGCACGAUUCUCUUCCUGACAUCUUUCAAUAUCGCCGGCAACACCGAAGGCCAGUGGCAAUCACCCAAGAUCAUUGCUAUGAUGGUUGUGGGAUUCUGUGUUCUCGUGGCAUUCGUCGCUUACGAGCGAUGGCUGGCGCCAAAGCCUUUCAUUCCAUUCCAUCUAAUCACCGAUCGCACUGUUAUUGGCGCAUGUCUACUGGAUAUUACCUACCAGGUCUCUUAUUAUUGCUGGGCCAGCUAUUUCACCUCCUACCUCCAAGUCGUCUACAAUACAAGCUUGACACAAGCCGGUUACAUCAGCGCCAUUUUUGAUUUCAUGGACCCGGUCUGGCUUAUUGGCUGCGGCUUUCUCAUCAGAGCAACUGGUCGCUUCAAGUGGCUCCUCUGCUGUGCCUUACCUCUCUACCUCCUGGCAAGCGGUCUGAUGAUUUAUUUCCGCUCACCAGGCCACAGCGUGGGAUACAUGUGCAUGUGCCAAAUCUUCCUCGCAGUAGGUGGUGGAACAUUUAUUCUGAUCGAGCAGGUUGCUGUUCUUGCUGCAGCCUCGCACGAAGACUAUGCCGCCAUGUUGGCACUUCUCAGUACGUUUGGAAACAUUGGUGGUGCAGUGGGAAGUAGUGUGUCUGGCGCUAUCUGGACAAACACGCUUCCUGUUAAGCUGCGUGAGUACCUUCCAGCCGAAUUGAAGGAACAGUGGUCGGAUAUAUACGAGUCGUUGGACAUACAACUCAGUUAUCCGGUUGGCUCUCCUGCUCGCAUUGCUAUCCAGAAUUCAUAUGCAUUCAGCCAGCGAUACAUGAUGAUUGCCGGCACGGCGGUAAUGGGACUUUCAAUUGCCUGGGUGCUUAUGAUGAGAAAUAUCAAAGUCCAGUCUAACAAGGAUCUUUCUAAGGUGCUUUUCUGA
Penicillium robsamsonii is the source of this 1704-nucleotide messenger RNA. RefSeq lists its product as uncharacterized. The record is from RefSeq and is a predicted model, not a curated record. Lineage: Eukaryota; Fungi; Ascomycota; Eurotiomycetes; Eurotiales; Aspergillaceae. Gene Ontology annotation, molecular function: transmembrane transporter activity. The transcript has 4 exons. Bases 1 to 1704 code for a protein of 567 amino acids. Gene Ontology annotation, biological process: transmembrane transport.